Dipodomys spectabilis (banner-tailed kangaroo rat) is the source of this 1293-nucleotide messenger RNA. RefSeq names its product putative olfactory receptor 14L1. Bases 1 to 1293 code for a protein of 430 amino acids. Gene Ontology annotation, molecular function: olfactory receptor activity; odorant binding; G protein-coupled receptor activity. The record is from RefSeq and is a predicted model, not a curated record. Gene Ontology annotation, cellular component: membrane. NCBI's taxonomy places the organism in Eukaryota, Metazoa, Chordata, Mammalia, Rodentia, Heteromyidae. The transcript is spliced from 4 exons. Gene Ontology annotation, biological process: G protein-coupled receptor signaling pathway.
AUGGUCCACUCGCAGCCACGCAGGCGCCAGGCUAGCAUGUCCCUGCAGAGGUGCCAUGGCCCACUAGCAGCAUGGAGCUCAGCAGACUGCGUGUCCAACAUGCUGCUCCACCUCGCAGGCCCGGCGAUCACAGAGAGGCAUGGAGGCUGCGGCCUGUACGGAUUCUCUAAAUGUAGAAAUGAAAUGGCUACAAAUGAUGGGAACAGAACUGAAGCUGUUGAGUUCUUCCUUAUGGGAUUCUCAGACUCUUUGCAGGAUCAGAUCACACAUGGCAUUUUAUUUUUGCUAGUUUAUCUGGCAGCUCUUACAGGGAACCUGCUCAUCAUCGUGCUUACCACUGUGGAUAUCCACCUGCAAACGCCAAUGUACUUCUUUUUAAGAAAUUUGUCUUUCUUAGAUUUUUGCUAUAUUUCUGUCACUGUUCCUAAAUCAAUUGUCAAUUCCUUUACUCAUAAUACUUUCAUCUCUUUCUUUGAAUGUGCUCUGCAAGUAUUCUUUUUCAUGGACUUGGCUUCCACUGAGACGGCCAUUCUUACAGUGAUGUCCUACGACCGCUAUGUGGCCAUCUGCCGGCCCUUACACUAUGAGGUCAUCAUGAACCAAGGUGCCUGUGUCAAGAUGAUGACCAUGUCGUGGCUCAGUGGCGCCAUCUCUGGGUUCUUACAUGUGACAUCUACUUUCUCCUUACCAUUCUGUGGGUCCUAUACAAUUCAUCAUUUUUUCUGUGAUAUUCCACAGCUGCUAAGCCUCUUGGACUCCAAAGUGAUAAUCAGUGAGAUUAGAGUCAUGGUUUUUAUAACCAGUCUUGUGAUAAUCUGCUUUGUUUCAAUUACUGUCUCGUAUGUGUACAUUUUCUCCACCAUCUUGAGGAUUCCAUCCAAGGUGGGUAGAUCAAAAACAUUUUCCACCUGCAUUCCACACCUUGUGGUGGUGACACUCUUUCUAGUAUCUGGUAGCAUUGCCUAUGUGAAGCCAAUUUCAAAUUCCCCUUCCUUUGCAGACCUUCUCCUGCCUGUGUUCUACACAGUUGUACCUCCCACCCUGAAUCCCAUCAUCUACAGUCUGAGGAAUAAGGACAUGAAGGCAGCUCUCAAAAGGCAGCUUGCUAAAGCAAAUUGGGUAUAUCUACAGAUAAGUUUAGAACAACGAUUAAAUCACCUAGGUAACACUCCAGUUUUGACAGUGAAGGAGCAGGAGAGAAAGCAAAGCAAAACAAGGGCCAAAUGCAUGAGAAUGGUGAAUUAUGAUUGGCAUCAGAGCUACUUCCCUGCUCCUCUACGGACCACCUUGUGA